GAACCAUUUAGACUUCAUUCGGGACACCGCUGAGACUAGCAGAUCUCUACUGGAUAACACACUGAACACACAGGAAUAAAACAACACUCGAACUGCACAGAAAACAAAUUCCGUGGAGAGACUGAGGAUCUUAUAAAAAAAAAGCUUUACAAAACACCAGCUCGAGUCUGAAGGAUAAAACAAUAUUAUUGAGCACUGUAUAUAUAGCCUAGAUAUUGAGAUGUUGUAAACACUCCGAACACAGCAGGCAGGUGAGGGGUGGCAAUGUGUAGCAUUUCUGACGAUCUGGAUGUUCCGACUCAUCAGAUCUGAACAACUCUGCAAGCUGGUGUGCUGCUACCUUUCCCCCUUUUUCCAGAGCGAGAAACACUGUUCUUGAGAAACGUGAAACAUGUGAAGAAGCAUAUCUAUCAAAAACCUUCCUACACCAGUAACUUUCCCUGAGGGAUGGUACUGAAGUUUCAUACAUUAGGAGCCCCAUUUCAGCUCCCCGUGAAGAAUUUUCUCUUAUUUUUAGUCAAAUCUAAAUUAAAACGAAAUGAGGACCACAACUUGUUAUUUGCUGAUCUCUUCGUUCUACCUAUGGUUCGCCUUUGCCGAGGAAGCAGAGAUUCCCCAAGAACUUAUUGAAAAACUGUCUCACAGCGAAAUCCGCAGCAUAAGCGAUCUGCAGCGCCUCCUUGAGAUUGAAUCCGUAGGAAACGAGGUUGUAGCAGAAUCAAAGACGAGAUACCACAAGGAUCAUUCUUCAAGCCAUGUGGACAAGCACGCCCAGAUAUUAAUAAGAAGAAAACGAAGCAUUGAGGAAGCAGUGCCCGCGGUGUGCAAGACGCGGACAGUCAUCUACGAGAUCCCUCGCAGCCAGAUCGACCCGACUUCUGCCAACUUUCUGAUAUGGCCGCCUUGUGUGGAGGUGAAGCGCUGCACUGGCUGCUGCAACACAAAUAAUAUGAAAUGCCAGCCAUCGCGGAUACAUCACAGAACAGUGAAGGUUGCAAAAGUGGAGUAUGUGAGGAGAAAACCUAAAUUAAAAGAAGUACUGGUGAGGUUAGAAGAGCACUCAGAAUGCAUGUGCACGUCACAGCAUUACCACACAGAGCUCAAAGAAGCAGAAACAGGAAGGACUAGGGCCACAGUUAUAAAAUGGAAACGCAAAAACUUAAAACGCAACAAGGAUUUAUUACCAACAUAAAAACAUGCCUGGGACCUGUCUGCUGCAAAGCAGAUGUGAGGUGAAAAUAAACUAACUGAAGGACUGCUCUCUGGGGUCUGAUGUGCUUCGACAUUGAAUCCCUGAACUGAUCUGCCAAAGAUGCUUUCUGACAAUUCUUCUGAAAUGUGAAAACGUAAAAAACCUGUUUGCAGAAACACGUUACUGUGGAAGAACCAAAGGAACAACGUGCGUUUGUUUUAUUGUGACAUAAAAAAGAAGCAAGCACUGUGCGAUAAACGAACGGAGGGUUCGUAACAGCACAGCGAGUGAAGCAAGGACCAACAACGGAGCGGCCAGAGCUGCUUUCUGACCCCAAUUCUGGCUGCUCUCUAAAGGCUCUGGUUGACUUUGUGAGCUGUGGAUUAAAAGCCAUUUGGAAUCUGUUGACAUGCUCUGGAAAAUUCUAGCACGGUGGAUUGAAUCUUCGUUGGAAGCUUUAUACAGUAGUCAGUUGUGUCAGCAAAAAAAGCUUUCCUAUAACCUUUGUUUAACCUUCAUUAUUUGGUGGAAAACAUGUACUUUUCUUACAGAAGACUGCACGUCCUACUUCACGCAGUUACUGCUUCUGCUAUUAACAUUUAUGAACUGUUUAAAGACAGCGCAUUUCCUUAUAGUAUUUGUUUUGCAUAUUGAUUUUAAUAAUUUAAAGCAUUCAUGUAAAUAUAAUACAGAACAAAUCACAGGAUAUCCACAAUUCUUUUUUUUUUAAUUUCACAGAUGUGCUAUGUGAAAUGUAGAAAGUCUGGACUAGGUGCAUUGUUCAAUGUAAAUUGUAGCCACACAAUUACUGUAUUUGAAAAACAAUCUAAAUUCUUUAUUUUUGGUAAAAUAUUAUGCUUACAUAUAUUCAACAAGAAAUAUGUUUUGUAUUGGUGAAAUGUUUGUAUUUUUAUCUAAAGAUAAUUCAACCACAUUUUUUUUUAAAUGUAACCACAGUAAAAUAUUUGUUUGCUUUUCCUGAACCAAAACAGAAAUCCUAUUUCAGUUCUACAGUAUUUAACAUGUACAAUCUGAUGGAGAGGCAAAUAGGAGCUGUAAUACAAAGAAAAAGAAUCCAUGCAGACAUUUCUGUAAAACAGUGCUGUACUUCAGCAGGGUGUGCAGAGAACUCAAUUCAUUGCAAGCUUUGCAUUUUAAUUGAUGCGUGCAUUUGGAUUCAAUUUGUCUAAACCAGAAAAUCUGUGGUAUUUAAACUUUAUAAAAUUGGUGCUAAACUUUCUUGCAGAUUUUCAUGACAGGCUUCUUUUUGACCUGCAUUCUGCUCAUUUCUCAGCUACAGAUUAUAAUGCUAUCUGUGACUGGUAUGAUGGUAAAUGACAGAGGUAUGCAAAGCCCAUAUAUCUGUCAUUUUCAGACACCUUGGAAGAAAAAAAUAAUUUAUGUAUUUAUGUUUUCAAUAAAUAUAUUUCUGCUUCAUUAAACUUUAUAUAAACUAAUUUAUUUUGGGUCUUUUCAACCACAGUUUUUUCACAGAAGCAAUACAUUUGACUACACACGAACAUUUACAAACAAGAGGAGGCCAUUCCUUAGUAGAUGAUUGAUCUCAAACUUUGUCAAGUCGGGUCUCAAAGAAUCCCAGUAAUUCAGCAUCAACAACAUGACUAGGUAACCCAUUCCAUCCCCUCACCACUCUCUCUGUGAAGAAGUGUCCCCUUCCCGCUGUCCUAAAUCUCUCAGAUUCCUUUCCAGCUGUUUACCUGUCCUGGUCUCUGUGCUGCCCUUAAAGUAUUGGUUACAGUUAACUUUGUGAUUUUGAAGACUUCAGUCAAGUACCCCUAAUUCUUUGUUCCAGACAAACCA
Molecule: messenger RNA, 3013 nt
Organism: Polyodon spathula (Mississippi paddlefish)
Lineage: Eukaryota; Metazoa; Chordata; Actinopteri; Acipenseriformes; Polyodontidae
Product: platelet-derived growth factor subunit A-like
Exons: 7
Coding region: 539-1192 (217 amino acids)
Biological process (GO): positive regulation of phosphatidylinositol 3-kinase/protein kinase B signal transduction; positive regulation of cell migration; positive regulation of ERK1 and ERK2 cascade
Cellular component (GO): membrane
Molecular function (GO): platelet-derived growth factor receptor binding; growth factor activity
Source: RefSeq, a predicted model, not a curated record